UAUUUUUUUCAAUUUUGUUUAUGUCAGCUUCCUCUUUCCUUUUCGUUUUCAGUCAUCUUCUUGCACUUGGAGGCGCGGCUCAAAUCUCUCUCUCUCUCUCUCUCUCUCACACACACACACACACCCCCUUCGUGCAAACGCCAAAUUAGAGCAACACGAAUCCAGGUUUUGGUUGGUAAUGCUAUAUAAAGGAUUUUUCACUUGGAGUACGUUGUGGGAUUUGCAAAGCACUAAGCAAGGUUUUCUCUAGAAUGGCUAAUUACUAUGACCUUGAUGAUAUUAUUGCUGAGGAAGAGCGUGUUUCGGUUGUGUUCCGAAAGGCAGUAAAUGGGGUGGGAAUUGAUGCCAGCGCCGAAACGGAUUGUGUUGAAAUAGAUUCCAAGGUAGAGCUGCCUUUCUGGCUUGCUCAUGAGUUAUACCUACGAAAAGUAGUAAAACUGAAGGUUCCUACCUGUUUCAAUCAAAAAACUAGGCUGGAACUUGGGGCUGAUGCUGCAUGUGUGGAUCUGAGAUCUCGAUGUCCAUACUUCUACGAAUUUGGAUGCAAGAUAGCACGGUUGUUCAAUUCCUGUGAGCCAGAGACGAGGGUUGAGGGUAGGGAUUUGGGAUCUUUCCUGUUAUCUGCAUUUGAGAACAGAUAUAAGGAAGUCCUAGCCAAGGCACACUCUGCAGCAUUCGCAGCGGCUUCCAAAUGCUUUACACUCCUAACAAAAGAAGAAACCACCAUGUAUGAGGCAGCUCAAUCUUCGAUGGCGGCUUUUAAGAAAUGGAGGAUGGGUGGUCCUAGAUUCCAGAAAGCAUCCAUACUUGGAAGGAAAAGGAAACCAACCGACUAGUGUCUAUUUCUAACCUAAUUAUAUGCAUCUCUUUUGCAUUUUUAUAGCUUUUGCACAUGCAUGAGAAAUUGAUAUGUAUUUGACUUGUAUUUUUCAAUCAUAUUCUAAUAUAUUUAGUUCUGUUUAUAUUUCA
Messenger RNA from Ziziphus jujuba (common jujube), 969 nucleotides. RefSeq names its product DNA replication complex GINS protein psf3. Gene Ontology annotation, biological process: mitotic DNA replication initiation. Bases 252 to 836 code for a protein of 194 amino acids. Gene Ontology annotation, cellular component: GINS complex. The record is from RefSeq and is a predicted model, not a curated record. The transcript has 7 exons. Lineage: Eukaryota; Viridiplantae; Streptophyta; Magnoliopsida; Rosales; Rhamnaceae.